GGCAGACUAUAAACACAUCGAUCCUUCUCUCACCUUCCCCAAAGUUGUCUUCCCCUUCUUCCCUCACUUCCCCGUCUCCUACAAGCUCAUCGUUCGCGAUGAGAUAAAACAUCGCUAUGUCUCUCCACGUCUAGGCGCCGUCUCUUUCACAGUCAUGGGUCUGUCCUUCUCGAACCUAAACGGCGACCAUAACGGUUCUUCGUCGAUCGGGCCCAGCCUCGGAGACAUACCGGAGAGCUGCGUGGCGUGCGUGAUUCUCCACCUGACUCCGCCGGAGAUUUGUAACCUAGCUCGUCUGAAUCGAGCGUUUCGCGGCGCGGCUUCCUCGGAUUCGGUUUGGGAGAGGAAGCUGCCGAGUAACUAUAAGGAUCUUCUUGAUCUGUUGCCGGUGGAGAGGUAUCGGAGUCUAUCGAAGAAGGGUGUCUUCGCGUUGCUCUCUCGUCCUGUUCCGUUCGAUGAUGGUAACAAGGAAGUGUGGAUUGAUAGAGUGACAGGACGGGUAUGUAUGGCGGUUUCUGCAAAAGGGAUGGCUAUAACUGGAGUUGAAGAUCGUAGGUAUUGGAAUUGGAUUGCUACUGAAGAGUCAAGGUUCCAUGUUGUAGCCUACUUACAACAGAUUUGGUGGUUUGAAGUAGAUGGGAUGGUGAGAUUCAAUCUUCCUCCUGGUAUAUACUGUCUAUCCUUUCGAAUACACCUUGGAAGAUUCUCAAAAAGGUUGGGGAGACGAGUCUGCCAUUUCGAACACACGCACGGCUGGGAGAUAAAGCCUGUAAGGUUCUCACUCUCAACUUCAGACGGGCAAGAGGCGUCAUGUGAGUAUUACUUGGCUGACAAAGAAGGAGACCAAACAGGUAGAGAAUCCUGGAGGGAUUAUAAGGUUGGAGAGUUUGCUGUGGGUUGCUCUGAGCUAGCAACGGAGGUACAAUGGUCGAUGAAACAGAUAGACUGCACGCAUUCGAAAGGUGGAAUCUGUGUGGACUCGGUGUUCAUCAUCCCAAUAGAUGUGAAGGAACGCAACAAAAGGAAAGCUGCUGUGAGAUCAUAGUUAGAAAGAAAGGCAAUGUACAUCAACACUUUUGUACAUACUACCAUACAGUACUUUGAAAGUGUAAACUGUUUGACGACUUGAGCUGGCUCUUGGAUUAGGUAAUAGUAACAGCAUUGUGAACUUGAUCUGAGUUUUUGUUUUUACUUAUUACUCCAUGUGAAAAUCAAAUUUGUCCUGCACAGCAUGAUAUUGAAAGGACACAAUUAAGGGAGUCCAAGUGUACAAAGCUGUGAGAAGCUAGUAAUGUGACAUAGAUUUGCUUUGACUAAUCUAACUUGAAGUGAA
This is a messenger RNA of Eruca vesicaria subsp. sativa (arugula), 1333 nucleotides long. The record is from the annotation of a GenBank genome assembly. Lineage: Eukaryota; Viridiplantae; Streptophyta; Magnoliopsida; Brassicales; Brassicaceae.